Messenger RNA from Camellia sinensis, 2645 nucleotides. RefSeq lists its product as uncharacterized. Gene Ontology annotation, molecular function: catalytic activity; carbohydrate binding. NCBI's taxonomy places the organism in Eukaryota, Viridiplantae, Streptophyta, Magnoliopsida, Ericales, Theaceae. The record is from RefSeq and is a predicted model, not a curated record. Gene Ontology annotation, biological process: carbohydrate metabolic process.
CCAGCAAGUAACCCACAAUCCAGAUAAUAAAUUUUAGAAGAACUAUUAAUUAAAGUUUCACUUACUUUUGUAUAUCUAUAUAUACACAACAUUAUUAUAUGCCUCUUUUGAAAGUCCAAAGUUAACUGCAAUAAACUCAUUGACUAGGAUUAAGUAACGGUUAGCCAAAGAGAAGAACAUCCAAAAGGUCCAAAACCCACAUGCCCCCCUUGUGCUUCCACUUCCCAUAUUUUCAAGAACCGCUUUACCUUUCUCAAUUUUUAAAGUUUGUUUCCCAAAUGUCACAGUUGGAUGGGCUAAUAGAAUCAGACUGAUAUAUUAUUAAACAAAACAAGCCCAAGAAAUUAGUAUAUAGGAAACAAGAACCUUAUACAACUCUACAAAGUACAUACCUUGGUUUACAGAGUAAGGUUUAUAUAUGAAUUGAUUGAGCUAUGCAGAGGGUGGAAUGGAAGAGGCAAUGGGAUUUGGUGGUGGGGUGGUUUGGAGUUGUUAUUCAGAUGUUCUUGCUUGCAGAGAGUUCUGUGAAGACCCCAUUUAGAAGAUUUCCAGGAAGCAUGAACAGUGAAGAUCUAUUGUUGUAUCCACCAGUUCAUCUACAAAUACUGGAUCAGCAUGUUGUGAUGGACAAUGGCCUGGUCAAUGUCACAUUGUCUACCCCACAGGGUAUGGUCACAGGAAUACAAUACAAUGGAAUUGACAAUUUAUUAAUGGAAGUCAAUAAAGGAAGAAAAAGAGGGUAUUGGGAUGUCGUUUGGGACGAUCCAGUACAUCUUGGUGGCAAAUAUGACUGGCUAGAAGGGACAAGUUAUAGUGUUGUAAUGGAAGAUGAAAAUCAAAUAGAGAUUUCUUUUACAAGAACAUGGGAUUCAUCCCUAAAUGACAUAGGAAUGCCCCUGAAUGUAGACAAAAGGUUUAUAAUGCUGCGUGGAUACCCCGGUUUCUACUCGUAUGCAAUACUUGAACACUCCGAGGGAUGGCCUGACAUUAACAUCUACCAAGGGAGGAUUGUAUUCAAGCUUGAAGAAAGCCUGUUUCAGUACAUGGCUGUAUCGGAUGAAAGGCAAAGGAUUAUGCCAACACCACAGGACCGUGAAACCGGCCUAGUCCUUGACUACCCUGAAGCUGUUCUGUUGACAAAUCCAAGCAAUCCAGAGCUCACUGGGGAGGUGGAUGAUAAGUACCAAUAUUCAUGUGAUGACAAAGACAAUCGGGUUCAUGGGUGGAUAUGCUCUAACCCGGCUGUUGGAUUUUGGAUGAUCACACCCAGCGAUGAGUUCCGUACAGGUGGCCCUGUCAAGCAAGAUCUCACCUCGCAUGUUGGCCCAACCACUUUAUCUAUGUUUUUCAGCACUCAUUAUGCUGGGGACAAUCUGACAAUAAAAUUACGAGAUGGCGAGCCAUGGAAGAAGGUGUUUGGCCCUGUUUUGAUCUAUCUAAACUCAGUUUCAGUCGAAGAGGAUGCCUUAACACUUUGGGAAGAUGCCAAAGAACAGAUGCUGAUAGAAACCCAAAGUUGGCCAUAUGAUUUCCCUCUUUCAGAAGACUUCCCUCAUGCUGAUCAACGGGGUACAGUUAGUGGCCGAUUACUAGUCCGUGACAAGUACAUUAAUGAACAACUUAUGACCGCAAACUUUGCUUUUGUGGGGUUGGCUGCACCAGGAAAUGUUGGAUCAUGGCAAAGAGAAAACAAGGGUUAUCAAUUUUGGACUCAAGCUGAUGGUGAAGGGUACUUCUUGAUCAAAGGUGUCCGAGCUGAAAAUUACUGCCUGUAUGCAUGGGUCCCUAGCAUUGUUGGGGAUUAUAGAUACGAUGUUUAUCUCAACAUAACACCAGGAAGACACAUCAGAUUGGGUGUUCUUGUUUUUGACCCUCCAAGAGAAGGCCCUACCCUAUGGGAGAUAGGCAUCCCAGAUCGCACUGCUGCUGAAUUCUACGUGCCUGACCCGAACCCCACUCUAAUGAACCAAUUAUACGUCAACCUUCCAGACAAAUUUAGGCAAUAUGGAUUGUGGGAUCGAUACACAGAAGUUUAUCCUGAUGAGGAUCUCAGCUACACCGUGGGCAUUAGCAAUUAUCAAACAGAUUGGUUCUUUGCUCAUGUUAACAGGAACAUAGGAAAUAAAACAUAUGAACCAACCACAUGGCGAAUCAUAUUUGAUCUCGACAAUGUGCGCGAGACUGCAACUUAUACACUCCAAUUAGCAUUAGCAUCAGCACAUGAAGCUGAGCUCGAAGUUCGGAUCAAUGAUCCAGAUGCAAUGCCUCCUCACUUUACAACGGGGUUCAUAGGCAAGGACAAUGCUAUUGCAAGACAUGGGAUUCAUGGUUUGUAUUGGUUGUACAGUGUGGAAAUAUCAGGAUCUCAACUGGUUUCCGAAACCAACACAAUCUAUCUAACACAGUCGAGAGGUUCAAGCCCUUUCAAAGGAAUCAUGUAUGACUAUAUCCGUUUCGAAGGGCCCCCUGAAACAGAUUAAUAUUGCAUUGCAGAUGUAUAUAUUGCAUCAAUUUUAUUUUAUUUUUUUUAAAAAAGGAAAGAAAGAAAUGUAAACCCCAUAGGUUAACUUAUAUUGCUUUGAUAUCUAUGAUUAAAGGAGUUGAUAAAUAUAGUUCUUUGAAAUGCAUGACAAUAAGUAAGUUGA